Messenger RNA from Saccharomycodes ludwigii, 1020 nucleotides. Its product is annotated as elongation factor 1-gamma family protein. Bases 1 to 1020 code for a protein of 339 amino acids. NCBI's taxonomy places the organism in Eukaryota, Fungi, Ascomycota, Saccharomycetes, Saccharomycodales, Saccharomycodaceae. The transcript has a single exon. Gene Ontology annotation, molecular function: translation elongation factor activity. The record is from RefSeq and is a predicted model, not a curated record. Gene Ontology annotation, biological process: translational elongation. Gene Ontology annotation, cellular component: nucleus; cytoplasm.
AUGUAUCGAUUUACUAACAUUUAUUAUUAUGAAAACAAAAUUAUGUGCAAUAUAAUUUUACACAUGGGUUCAUUUUUACGUACAGUUAUUAACUCAAUCAAAGAUGAAAAGGUUAAGAGAUCUUUAUUGGGAAGUACCAAUGAAGAACAAGCUUCUGUUUUGAAAUGGUUGUCUUUUACCAAUUCCGACUUUUUGGACUCUGUUACAAAAGUUUUUUGUAUAGUUACCUGUCAGGUUCCAUUUAACAAAAAGGCUUUGGAUGCUGCCUAUGCUGCUUUGGAUACCCAAGCCAGUAUUUUUGAAACCAGAUUAACCGACUACACAUACUUGGUUAAUGAACACAUCACUUUGGCUGAUAUUUUUACUGCUGCUGCUUUCACAUUCCCAUUUUCCACUGUUAUUGGUGCUGAAUGGAGAAAAUCACAUCCAGCCAUUGUUAAAUGGUUUAAUACUGUUAUUCAAGAACCAAUUUUUAAAGAUAGUUUUUAUUAUGAUUAUCCAAUUGUUAAACCAUUUGAAUCGAAGCUAGGACGUUCUUUGUCAUUAUUACUUAAAGCCACUUUUUUGUAUUUGAAAAAAUGGAAGAGAAAAUAUUCCAAUGAAGAUACUAGACCAGUUGCUUUACCAUGGUUCUGGGAACAUUAUAACCCAGAAGAAUACUCUAUCUGGAAAGUUGCUUACAAGUAUAACGAUGAAUUGACCAUGACAUUUAUGUCUAACAACUUGGUUGGUGGUUUUUUCAACAGAUUGAGUGGUUCUGUUAAAUACAUGUUUGGUUGUUUAGUUGUUUACGGUGAAAACAACAACAAUGGUAUUAUUGGUGCUAUUUUAAUCAAGGGUCAAAAUUUCAAACCAGCUUUUGAUGUUGCUCCAGAUUGGGAAUCCUACUCUUAUGAAAAGUUGGACCCAGUGAACAAACCAGAAGACAAGGAAUUUGUCAAUGACAUGUGGGCUUGGGACAAACCAGUUGUUAUUAAUGGUGAAACCAGAGAAAUUGCUGAUGGUAAAGUUUUGAAAUGA